UUCAAAACGUUCAUGGACUACUAAAAAAAAUACUAACUCUCGGCUUGGAAUAUAUUUACACAUUUUAACGUAGCGGCGGAGGAGGUCAGAUACAGAGUGUGCCCUAAAUUGAAGAAUAAAAGUUAAGUUUUGUUUUAGAACUUCCGGCGAGGGUAAAGCGAUGUCGUACGACGAUGUAGAAAUAGAGGAUAUGGAGUGGAACGAAGAGAUUCAAGCGUACACGUAUCCUUGCCCUUGUGGCGAUUUGUUCCAGAUCACGAAGGAGGAUCUACGUCUAGGCGAGGAGAUCGCCAAUUGCCCGAGCUGCUCCCUCUAUAUCACCGUCAUCUACAACAUGGAGGAUUUUCAGAACGAUACGAAGAAUAAUAACGAACCUAAGAGUCGUCAAGCCGUCGCCGUCGCGUGAGAAUGUCAUGUAUCAUCGGUUGGGAGAUUAUUGGAGAACGGCAGGGGAGAUUGUUCUCUUUUGCAAAAGUUUUGGAAACCAUGUUGGAAGUGUGUCACCAUCCUUAGAUUAUGGGUAUUAUUUAUUACAUUAACCGCAUGUAUAAACAAGUAAACAGAGUGUGUUGUGUUGCUGAUCAUUGAUGAUUAUUAAAAAAAAGAAGAAUGCUUUGUGCUUUC
Brassica napus (rape) is the source of this 624-nucleotide messenger RNA. Its product is annotated as diphthamide biosynthesis protein 3. Bases 161 to 406 code for a protein of 81 amino acids. The transcript has 2 exons. Gene Ontology annotation, molecular function: metal ion binding. The record is from RefSeq and is a predicted model, not a curated record. Lineage: Eukaryota; Viridiplantae; Streptophyta; Magnoliopsida; Brassicales; Brassicaceae. Gene Ontology annotation, biological process: tRNA wobble uridine modification; protein histidyl modification to diphthamide. Gene Ontology annotation, cellular component: nucleus; cytosol.